GUAAACUAACUUUAUUUAUUUAUUAAGUUAAACUAAUGCCGCCAAACGUCAUAUAUAUAAUAUUCCCCCUUUUCCCCCAUUCAUUUUCUUAUCAUUAUUUUUCUCUCCAAUUUCUCUAUCACAAAAUUCAAAAGUUUGUUUGGAGUGAAGAAUGGGGCAGAUCCAGUAUUCUGAGAAGUAUUUUGAUGAUACCUAUGAGUACAGGCAUGUUGUUCUUCCUCCUGAUGUUGCGAAAUUGCUUCCUAAGAAUCGUCUUCUCUCUGAAAAUGAGUGGAGGGCAAUUGGAGUUCAGCAGAGCAGGGGAUGGGUGCACUAUGCUAUUCACCGACCAGAGCCACAUAUCAUGCUCUUCAGGAGGCCACUGAACUAUCAGCAGCAACAAGACAACCAGGCUCAGCAAGCUCUGCUUGCCAAGUGAAAGAACCCUGUCUCUCGUUCUUUUGUCAUAUACAGAUAGUAAUGUUCAUUUCAUCUAGAAAUGAUAUGAUAUAGCUUUGUUGAUUUCAAGUUAAAUGUCGUGGAUUUUUAAAGAUGUUAAGUACUGUGUAACGCUUUAGGUAUUUAAUUCCUGUAUUCGAAUGCUAUCCCUGUGCUUGGAAUUGGUUCUCUAUGAAAGUUUCAGUUGAUUGAUUA
This is a messenger RNA of Capsicum annuum, 633 nucleotides long. Its product is annotated as cyclin-dependent kinases regulatory subunit 1. The transcript is spliced from 4 exons. NCBI's taxonomy places the organism in Eukaryota, Viridiplantae, Streptophyta, Magnoliopsida, Solanales, Solanaceae. Gene Ontology annotation, molecular function: protein kinase binding; histone binding; cyclin-dependent protein serine/threonine kinase activator activity. The record is from RefSeq and is a predicted model, not a curated record. The coding region runs from base 152 to 418 and encodes 88 amino acids. Gene Ontology annotation, biological process: regulation of mitotic cell cycle. Gene Ontology annotation, cellular component: SCF ubiquitin ligase complex; cyclin-dependent protein kinase holoenzyme complex.